AAUAUAACACACUCAUUAAUCAGAUUAGCAUGUUUUAAAAUUUAAAAUAAUAUAAAUAUGCAUAUAGUAAAAAACUCAAUUUUAUUGAAACGAAAACCCAAAACCCAAUUAGAAUAAACCCGCAAAAAUAGCAAUUUCCGAAACUAUUAAACCUAUUUAUAAACAAGUAAUCUAAUCUAGGGUUGUUAGUGGUACGAACUCAGGCCUUUUUUCUCAGUGCUUAUCCAAAAAUGUAUCGCAUUCUUCACUGUGCUUUUUGCACUGCCACAGAACCACCAACAGUGAGCAUGAAGUCUAUUUCGGAGGAUUUAUACAAAGAAGUGAAGUUAAAAAGGUUGGUGGAGAAGUUCAAGAAAGCUUCCGACAUUAACCGGUUCCGCAAAGAAACCGUCAUUUACGAGAAGACAGUGCGGCGUCUCGCCGGUGCCAAGCGCUUUCGGUGGAUUCGCGACAUCCUCGAACACCAAAAACAGUAUUCCGACAUUUCCAAAGAGGAUUUCUCUGCGCGCCUAAUAUCCCUUUAUGGCAAAUCUGGCAUGGCCAAACACGCCCGCAUGGUGUUCGACGAAAUGCCCCAGCGAAAGUGCAACCGCACUGUGCUCUCUUUCAAUGCCCUCUUGGCCGCAUACCUCCACUCCAGGAAGUUCAACGUCGUGGAUGAGCUUUUCAAGACCCUCCCCACUCAACUCUCAAUCGAGCCUGAUUUGGUGUCGUACAACACUCUCGUUAAAGCUUUUUGUAAAAAGGGUUCCUUUGAUUCGGCACUGUCAGUUCUUAAGGAGAUGGAGGAGAAGGGUGUGAAUCCUGAUUCCAUUACGUUUAACACUUUGCUUGAUGGGUUGUAUUCAAAGGGUAGUGUUGAGGAUGGCGAGAAAGUAUGGGGGCAAAUGGAUGCUAAGAAUGUUACUCCGGACCUGAGGAGUUAUUCUUCUAAGUUGGUGCGGUUGGUCAAGGAGAAUAAUAUGGAUGAAGUUGUUGAGUUUUUUGGAGAAAUAAAGAAGUUAAGUGUGAAGCCUGACGUAAAUGCUCUCAUCAAUACUGCCAUCAAAAGUUCUGUCAAUGACGGUAAUUUGGAGUGGGCCAAGACAUGGUUUGAUGUCAUUGUAAACAUUGAUUUUUACCGUCAUCGCAAAACUUACUUUAUCCUUAUUCGCUUCCUGUUUGGUGUGGAUCCCGACUUCAAUGCUGUCGCCAAUGCUGCCAUCAAAAGUUGUGUGAAUAACGGUAAUUUGGAGAAGGUCAUGGAGUGGUUUGAUAUCAUUCUAAAGUAUGAUUAUGACUACUCUAAUGUUGUUCCCUUCCUGCGUGAGAAGGGUGAUUCGAAGACCGCAAUGAUGUUGUGCGAGGAGUUUUUUCAAAAACGGGGCCGUGUUGAUGUAUCGUUGCUGCAACUUGUGGUGGAUAAGCUGGUAGAUGAAGGUAUGAUUUCAAAGGCGAAGGAGAUGGUGAAGAAAGUGAAAAGUCGUUUUAAUUAUAGGCUAAAUUUACCUGAAGCAGAGUAGAGUUAUGUUAGUUCUUAGUUGCACUUUAUUGUUGGUCUUGCAAUUUGAUUGGUUUUGUUAUGAUGUGAUUGAGAAAUUGCCAAUAAUGGCUUUUGUUUGGCAACGAGAGCCUAGUAACUGGUUUCUUCAAAGUAGCUUUUAUUAUAAAUAAUUUCUUUAAUGUGAAUAUCUUUUUCUCUCAA
Vigna radiata var. radiata (mung bean) is the source of this 1684-nucleotide messenger RNA. Its product is annotated as pentatricopeptide repeat-containing protein At1g55890, mitochondrial-like. NCBI's taxonomy places the organism in Eukaryota, Viridiplantae, Streptophyta, Magnoliopsida, Fabales, Fabaceae. The transcript has a single exon. Gene Ontology annotation, molecular function: protein binding. Bases 231 to 1502 code for a protein of 423 amino acids. Gene Ontology annotation, cellular component: chloroplast. The record is from RefSeq and is a predicted model, not a curated record.